Messenger RNA from Perca fluviatilis (European perch), 1672 nucleotides. RefSeq names its product proline-rich receptor-like protein kinase PERK8. The transcript is spliced from 2 exons. Bases 762 to 1415 code for a protein of 217 amino acids. Lineage: Eukaryota; Metazoa; Chordata; Actinopteri; Perciformes; Percidae. The record is from RefSeq and is a predicted model, not a curated record.
UAUGUAUUGAGUCACCAGAUAUUGAUUUAUUUUAGAUUAUAGAUAGUGACCAGUAUGUUCAGGGUGAAUGUAUUACCAAUUAUGUACUGUAUGUUUUGACAAGUACUCAAUAGGUCCGACGUCCUUCUUAUAUACCGUCUAUGGACGGCCCCUACACAUUGACAUAUAAAAGCCCCUACAGGACCCGCUUAUUUUCUGAACUUCAGACUCCAUUGUGGAUAAAUGCAUCGUUACUUUAUGUUGUCUUGCAACCUGAAGAAGGCAAUGUUGAUGUCGAAACGCAUCGUUGUAAAGUUUCGAAAUAAAUUCUUGACAACAUAACCAUCACGUUUCAAGGACUUUUUAGUCACCUUUCAUAUUACAAAGUUUAGUUUAGUUUUAGUUUAAGUUUGUUUUCUUUCCACACCAACAGCGGGGCCUAGUAAGAUGGAAGACGACUACGAGGACGGUUCAGACUGGCAAACGGUGAAGUACCGACGAGCAGGUUAAUCAACCGUGAGUUUGACAACGCUCGUAACCGCCAUUGGCCCUCCUAUGAACGCCCUAACACACACCUGUCGUACCUGUCGAUGAUAACCGGGUGGUGGAGCUCCAGGAGAGAGCGAGAGAUGCCGCACCGCAGCCACGGCCUACACAGGAAGUGACGUCACCCUCCUCCUCCCGCCCAGGACUGGAACCAGAUCGACACAGCUGGGGAGGAUGUUCCCCCAGCGCCUGCGGAACAACUACCACAAUGCCAGCCCAGAGCACAGCGGGACGACAUGAGACCGACACCUACUUCUGGACCACAAGAAGUCACAGUGGAAGUACAUCGGACCUCUUCGGACCAGGGGCAGCAGACGGAGCCGGUGGGAGACGAGCUGGGAGAGCCAGCACCACCCUCAACCUACCCUCCUCCCCCCUCCUUCCCCUCCUUCCCCUCUCUUCUCUCUCCUCUUUCCUCUUCUCCUCUUCUUCUCCCCCCUUUAACCCCUCCCCCUUUUAACCCAUCCCCUGACACCCCACUCUUCUGUCCCAAUCCCCCUUCCUCUUCCUCCCACAUCCCUUCUUGUCUCCCCAGGUUCCAGGUUCCGGCCGGCCCUGCUGUGACUCCUGGCAUCCUCAAGGGAGGACCGACUACCCCCGUGCCUCUUGCGAUCACAAUAUCUGACAUAGAGACCCUUGAGAGGAAUGCCUUAAAUCGGCCGGCCACUACACCUACGUCUCUCGCAAUCACAAUCUCUGAUGUGGAGACCCCGGAGAAGAAAUCCUUAAACCGAACCAAGGAGGUAAUUGUUACAGAGGGCGUCACACCACAUCACAGACUGGUUCCUCUCAACGCAUCACGAGUUCAAAGCAAUUUACCUUUUGCUACACCUACACAACAACCUGUAGAGUUUACACCUCACAGACAUUUUCCUGUAAACAAUAAAUGACUGACUGGUCUCUAGUAGCAAACAAAAAGUGGUUAAAUAUGGGGGACUCAAAUCUAUCCAGGUUUCCGGCGUACAAUGAACCAAACAUUCAGAUUGAGAGUUUUCCAGGAGCUACGUUUAAACAUGCUGAGGCCAUAUUGGCACGCACUGCUGUUUAACAGGAAGUUGAAAGCUAUUUAGAGGUGUGUAGUCCAGGUGCCAGAAAGUAGAAAUCCUGUCCAGCAGCUGUCCCAACCAUCACUAAACCAGCUCCUCUA